Molecule: messenger RNA, 3452 nt
Organism: Hevea brasiliensis (rubber tree)
Lineage: Eukaryota; Viridiplantae; Streptophyta; Magnoliopsida; Malpighiales; Euphorbiaceae
Product: probable leucine-rich repeat receptor-like protein kinase At1g35710
Exons: 2
Coding region: 1-3231 (1076 amino acids)
Biological process (GO): protein phosphorylation
Molecular function (GO): ATP binding; protein binding; protein kinase activity
Source: RefSeq, a predicted model, not a curated record
AUGGCAACAUUGACCUUGGAGAAUCUGCCUUCCCUCGUUUCCCUUGUUCUUUUCUUUCUGUUACAUUUUUCGCUUCAUGUUGCUUCAGACUCUGCUGAAGAAGCAAAUGCUCUUCUCAAAUGGGCAGCCAGUCUUCAAAACCAGGAGCAUUUCAACCUAUCUUCAUGGCCUUUACUUCCAACAAAUGCCACCAAUUCCAAACCAAAAACAAGCCCGUGCACUUGGCUUGGAAUUUAUUGCAACCGUGGAGAAAGGGUCUUUCGAUUAAACUUGACAAAUGCAGGUUUAAACGGUACGCUUCACAACCUUUCUUUCUCAUCCUUUCCUGAUCUUGAGUUUAUUGAUUUCAGCUCCAAUGAACUUUUUGGUACGAUCCCACUUGAAAUCACUCAGCUUUCCAAACUCAGAUAUCUUGAUUUAUCAAAUAAUCAGUUAUCAGGGAUAAUCCCGUCAGGGAUUGGCCUCCUAACAAAUCUUGAAACCCUGCACUUAGGUGAAAAUGAACUAAAUGGUUCAAUUCCUGAAGAAAUAGGUCAGUUAAGUUCCCUUAUUGAGCUUUUCUUGUAUAGCAACUAUCUAGACGGUCAUAUUCCUGUUUCACUAUGCAAUUUGACCAAGAUGGUUGCAUUAAGCCUCUAUGAUAAUCAAUUUUCUGGUACUAUUCCUUUGAAAAUGGGAGACCUUGCCAAUUUGGUUGAACUUUUCAUGGAUUCCAAUAGCUUUGAAGGUCCUAUCCCUUUCACUUUUGGAAACUUGACAAAGCUAACUUAUUUGUUCAUGUAUCAAAAUCAACUUUCUGGUUCUAUUCCCCCAGAAAUUGGAAACCUGAAGUCUCUCAACUGGUUAAGCCUUUUUGGAAACAAUCUUUCUGGCCCAAUUCCAAGGUCACUGGGUGGUCUGUCAAACCUCACCCUUCUUCAUCUUUACAAAAAUCAACUCUCCGGCUCCAUUCCUGAAGAGUUAGGAAACUUAACUUCUAUUUCUGAUCUAGAAUUGGGUGAGAAUCAACUUAAUGGUUCUAUUCCUUCUUCCUUGGGUAAUUUGAGCAAGUUACAAUGGUUAAAUCUCCGUGCUAACCAACUUAGUGGUUCUAUUCCUGCUUCCAUGGGAAAUUUGAGCGAGUUACAACAUUUAAAACUCGGUAGCAACCAACUUAGUGGUUCUAUUCCUGCUUCUUUGAGUAAUCUGAAGACCUUAGAAUUCUUAACAGUCUAUGACAACCACUUAACUGGCCCCAUUUCCUUGGGUAAUCUGAGCAACUUGUUGAUUUUGGAACUCUCUAGCAAUCGGUUUACUUCUUUUUUGCCUCAUAAUAAUUGCAUAAGCGAAUCACUUCAUGUUUUGGAUGCAACAGACAAUAAUUUGAGAGGUCCAAUCCCAGAAAGCUUGAGAAAUUGCACGAGCUUACUUGGUAUUUCUCUUGGUAGUAACCAACUCGACGGAAACCCAUUUGAGGACUUCGUUGUCAACUCAAAGUUACUACGCAUGGAUCUAAGUCACAACAAAUUUUCUGGUCAGAUCUCAAGCAUUUGGAAAUGGAGGUCACAAAUAGAGGCCAUACGUGUUGCAGGAAACGAUAUUACUGGCAUGAUACCACCUGAGAUUGGAAACUUUAAGCAACUACGUGAACUUGAUCUUUCUUCAAAUCAUAUAUCUGGGAAGAUUCCGAAUGAACUUGGAGAGUUAACGCCUUUGCUGAAGCUGGCUUUGAAUCAAAAUCAACUUUCUGGAGCUAUACCUUCAGAACUUGGAUCUCUGACCAAUCUUGAGUACAUGGACUUGUCCACAAACAGAUUAAGCGAGUCAAUUCCAGAAGAUAUUGGUGACUUGGUGAAACUACACUACUUGAAUUUGAGCCACAACAAGUUGAACAAAGCAAUUCCAAAGCAGCUGGGUGAGUUGGUUCACCUCUCGCAGCUAGAUUUGGGUCAUAACUUGCUGACAGGAAAUAUUCCUAUAGAUUUCGCGAAACUUGAGAGCUUGGAGGAACUGUUUAUCUCUCAUUAUAAUCUCUCUGGUUUCAUCCCCAACGCUUUUGAAGAAAUGCAUGGUUUGUGGAAUAUCGAUAUAUCCUACAACCACUUUCAGGGUCCAAUUCCCAAUAGCAAAGCUUUUCAACAUGCUUCUAUAGAAGCUCUGCGUGGUAACAAAGGAUUGUGCGGCAAUUUUAGCGGCUUGGACCCUUGCUCGGGGCAAAAACAAGUCUCGAAGAAGGGCACUCAAAUUAUGCUUAUAAUUUUACUCCCUGUUUCAGUAACAGGUGCUCUUUUAUGUAUGUUGGUUGUUCUGUUCUUCAGGUUCCAAGCAAGGAAGAGAGGUUCAAAGAGAGAAGUUGAAAUGAAUAGUGAAGGGUUGCUUGCCACAUCAAUUUUUGAUGGAAAAACAUUGUACAAGGAAAUCGUACAAGCAACCAAGAAUUUUCAUGAUAUGCACUGCAUUGGAGAGGGUGGAUUUGGAAAGGUCUAUAAAGCUGAGUUGCCAUCAGGAAAUACUUUAGCUGUGAAGAAAUUCCAUUCACUGAAUCAAGGUGAGACAGCAGAUCAGAAGGAGUUUCUGAAUGAGAUAAGAGCAUUAACAGAGAUAAGACAUCGAAAUAUCGUGAAGUUCUACGGCUUUUGCUCCCAUCUAAGACACUCGUUUUUGGUCUAUGAGUACCUGCAGAUGGGCAAUCUGGACAAUGUGCUAAGUAAUAAUGAAGCCGCAAGAGAAUUGGAUUGGAAUAAAAGGUUGAAUGUCAUAAAAGGUGUGGCAAAUGCCUUGUCAUACAUGCACCAUGAAUGCUUGCCACCAAUUAUUCACAGAGACAUAUCAAGCAAGAAUGUUCUGCUGGAUUCAGAAUUUGAAGCUCAUGUUUCAGACUUCGGCAUAGCCAAGCUUCUGAACCUAGACUCUUCCAAUCAGUCUGUGCUAGCAGGCACAUAUGGAUAUAUAGCACCAGAGCUUGCCUACACAAUGAAGGUGACUGAAAAAUGCGAUGUCUAUAGCUUUGGAGUGUUGGCGUUGGAAAUCAUCAAUGGAAAGCAUCCAAGUGAUUUAAUCUCUAGAAUUUCAUCACAAUGUGCAGACACUGAGGUAGAGAUGAACAAUAUGUUGGACCAAAGGUUAUCUCCUCCGACACAUGAAGUUGAAGACAAAUUGGCGUUCACGGUGACUCUGGCAUUCUCAUGCAUACGUAUGAACCCACAGUCCCGGCCGGCUAUGCAGUUUGUUUCUCAGCUCUUGUCAAACUAACUUUAUUUUUCAGAGCCGUCACUACCAUGUACUAUGCUAGCUGAAGCGCAAUUGCUGGGCAGCUGCUAUCUAAUUCCUCCACUUCAUCGCAAUGCACUUAUUUUCAUAGAGAAUAAUUAGCAACAGCUAAACCAAUUAAAAUUUAAGAAAUUAUGUUUUUAGUAGGACCUCCAUAUUUUUUGGUGGGAUACACAGUGAUUUUUAGUAAUGUGUUAAUUGAG